UUCAACUGUUGAAAGAAAAGAACGGAAUCUGUUUCUCUCUCUAAUCUCUCUCUCUACUUCUUCUUCUUCAUUGAAACAAUGAAGGCACAGCAGCAGCAAUCGAAGCUGAAAACCGCCCCACGCCCGUUAUUUUCUUGCGGGUUGUUUCGUCAUUGUGCUCGAACCGUUCUCAGUCCAACCACUCCAUCUUCUCCAUCUCGUCCCCUUACCCAUUUCACUCCGCCGCCGCAGCAGCAGCCUCACUCAUCAAACCACCUUCUUCCGCCGCCACCGCCGCCGCCGCCGCAAUCGGAAUCCGAAUCAUCAUCUUCUUCAAACACUUCACAGAGCUUCACACAAUGGAGAUUUCCUCUCACUAAUUCACCCGUCUCUUCAAUUCCACAACCACCGUCUCCACCACCACCACCAAUUCCUUUGCCGGAACCGAUCCCACUUACGGAUCUUAAAGAACUCUUUUAUGUUGUCGAAAUCCAGCUCAGUUCCGGUUCAGAAUCAGACCGGUUCAAGGCUAUUCAUAUGCUCGAGCGAUCUCUUGUUCCAAAUCCUCCGGCGGUCGCCGAUGAUGACGCUCACUCUGCCUGCCCAGUUGCAGUUAUGGUGGCGGUGCUCGACUCCCUUAAAGACACACACACGCCGGCUGCCAAAUCAGCCACCAAGGUACUUUUAGCACUUUGUUUGGCGGAGGGGAAUCGGAGUGUGGCAGUCGAGAGUGGAGCGGCAGCAAGUAUAAUAGAAUCGCUAUCGGCGAUGGAGAUUCCGGCGGCGGAGAGAGCUUUAGCGGCGUUAGAACUUCUCUGUACGGUAGCAGAAGGAGCUGCAGAAGUUAGAGCCCACGCUUUAGCAGUGCCUAUAAUGGUAGAUGUAAUGGGAAAAAUAACAACAGCCAGAGGUAAAGAAUACGCGAUUAGCGUUCUCGCCGUCAUUUUCUGCGCCAACGACGGCGGCGGUGGCGGUGGAGAUGAACCGGCGGAGGCGCCGGAGUGGGUGGCGAAGGCGGUGGAGUUAGCGCUUCAAAGCGGCGAUUGUACUGCUAGAGGGAGGAGGAAAGGUGCACAGUUAUUGAAAACACUUGAGGAGAUUGGACGGCCUGAUUUGGUUGUGCAGGUUGAGCAGUAGAAAUGAAUCAACGGCUGUGAUUCAACGGACAUGGUUGUGUCAUUUUCAUGUAUGUUUUGUUUAGUCAAAAGUGGUUUGGUCAACAGUAGUAAUAACUACAGUACGCCAACUGUUGGGUGCUUGUAUUUUUAUUUUAUUUAUUAUUUAUUUAAAAUUUCUUUU
Molecule: messenger RNA, 1278 nt
Organism: Impatiens glandulifera
Lineage: Eukaryota; Viridiplantae; Streptophyta; Magnoliopsida; Ericales; Balsaminaceae
Product: protein SCAR
Source: RefSeq, a predicted model, not a curated record